Molecule: messenger RNA, 6513 nt
Organism: Stylonychia lemnae
Lineage: Eukaryota; Ciliophora; Spirotrichea; Sporadotrichida; Oxytrichidae
Source: the annotation of a GenBank genome assembly
AUGGUUUCUGCCUUAGUGCUUUUCCUAUCUUCGCUUGUAAACUCAAGUGGAUUUUAUGAUGCCAAUGAGAGAGAACACAUCUUUGGUCAAGGAAAUAAACAGAUUUCUGACAUUAACAUGCUACUACCGAUUAGUCAUUGCACUGACUGCAGGAAAGUUGCCCACAACAUUUCAGCUAUCAAUGGAUGCUUUUAAUGGGAAGUCUCUCAUCCUAAUUUGAUUCAAAUACAGCCAAUCUAAGCUAAAGGGUAUCCUGAUUGUGCCAAUAUUGCAGAAUUAUCGGCUGUCUCACAAAAGCCAAGCAAAUCUUUGAUUUGGAUUUAAGCAAGAGAUAAGAGUAAAAAUUUCAUGUUGUUAAUGCGUAUCUAGAUUCUGGAUAGGUCCUAAGAUGUGAAGCUAAGCUUGGCAUAUGAUGAAGAAGGAAAUAUCUUUAACAGUCUGGAGGGUUUCAGAUUCGAAUGGAACAUCGAUUCAGGCACUGAUAUAGUCAAGAUGGUUACUACAAAGGAAGCAUCACAUAAGCAAUCUGAAAUUAAGAGAGAAAUGGAGUUUUCUAAGCUUCACUCAGAUGUUCUUUUCUUGAAGGGUCUCAGAACUGGUAUGGCUACUGUGUCAGUUAGAAUUAUGGAACAAGGGUACGAAGAGGUAUUAGCAGCACAUGUGACUUUAACAAUUACCGAACCAUUCGUUGUUAUUCCUCAAAAGACUGUCUAUCUAUUGCCUACCAGCAAGUUCCAAUUCAAGCUAGCCAAAGUCAGUUUAAAGAAUAAUGAUAUGCAGUUCUUCCCUAUCGCGUUGCCUAGCAGAUAAUAUCAAUGGAAUAUCGAUGCUGAAUAAAAAGCAGAUGUUGGAGAAGAUGGUUUAUUCUUCAGCAAGGAUAAAGAAGGAUUUGUGAAUUUGUUAGUUGUAGAUUAAUUUAUCGCAAAUAACACUGCAGAUGGUUCUGUUAACAUCGUAUUUCCACAUCUAUUGGACAUUGAAAUUGUUGAUGUGACUCAAGAAAUGGUUGAUGAAAGAAUUGUCCUGACUGAUGAUUUCUCUAAAAGUUUCACAGAAUAACUUGGAAUUAAGGAUUGGGAUAGUAAUUGGAUUCUUGUUGAAGGUAAUUAUUACCUAAUGAAGGUAUUCUUAUUCGAUAGAGAUAAAUAGCCAAUUCAUCUCACUGAGAAUCUAGUAUUCAAUAACAUACUUGACAGAAACCACUUCGAUAUCAUAAGACUUAACAAAAUUAAUUCUGAAUUCAUUGUUAGAGCAAAGCUUCAUACUUAAAAAGAUUAAAGACUCCAAGUAGUAUCUAUUCUUCAAGAUAUCAAAUCUGAAAUUGCUGGAUAUAAAUACCAUGUAGAUUAAAACAGGUUGAGAAGUGAAAAAGAGGUGAAAAUCACCUUGCCAGUUUCAAUUAUUCACCCAACUGACUUAGUUCUACUUCCAUUACUUAAGAAUCAAGAAGAAUCUAGAAGUGGUGAAUUAUGGCAACUUACUGCUGCAGGUGGAUCAGGUUUCUAUUCAUGGUCAAUCAUUGAUACUCAUGUUGCUUCAAUUUCUGGCUCUGGCUUAGUUAGAUCCAAAGAAAUAGGCACCACUCAGAUAAUUGUGAGAGAUAACUUGAAUUCAAGAAAUAAGAAGAGUAUUAAUGUGGAGGUUACCCCAGUUUUUGGGCUUACAUGGCUUGAAGAUCACAUUGAAAUUGAGAAAGAUGUUGAGGAGAACUUUCUUAGUAUUAUUGCCUUAGACCAGCAAGGAAGAAAAUUCACUAAUUGUACAUCAGUAUUGACAUAAUUCGAGGUUAAAGGAGAGGGCAUUCUUCUUCCCGUAGCAACAAAUAAUACCUAUGAAGCCAUUACUAAUUAUGUCUCAUAGAAUAAAGAUAUCAUGCUUGUAAGGUAAACUUUUGAUGAAAAUCCAAAUGCUAUGAUUUUAAGUUAAGCUAAAAACCUAAAAGAACUUAAUAUCAACAGAGAGGUUUUACUAUUCCACAAUAACUUUGGAAUCUGUCAAAGAUAAAAAGUAAUGGGAAUCGCUGAGGGACUUGGCAGAGUCAAAGCUUAUUUUUCAAAUUAUGUAUCAAAUCAGCAUUCAAGACUUAUUGAGAGUAAUUAUGCAGAAAUUGCUUCUUACUAUAAAUUGACAACUCUUCAUCCUUCAUAUAAAAAUUUCUUUACAGAUCUCUACACUAAAAAUCAAGUGGUUACAACUGACGACUAAAGUUUCCAUAAGAUGUACGAAGAAAAUGUAUAUGAUAUUGCUUUCGGUUCUUCAGCAUAAUGGAUUGUUUAAGGAGGUACGAACUUCUGGAAAGAUAUUCCAGAGAAAUAUCUUGUAACUGAGUUCCAUGAGCUCUAUCUUGACGAUAAUUCCCUUGACAAGUCAGUUUUGUAGUUUGAAAACAUUCAAGAAUAAGCUACACUUUUCAAAUACGCGCUAGCAUGCCAAUAUCCUGGUGAUAAAUAUAGACUAACUAGACCACAUAGAUUUAGAGUUGUCCUUACACAAAGAAAUAUUCAAACAAGAUAUCUACUUAGACCUGCUGUUCAUUAAUUGGUUAUUGUGAUUCACUGUGAGCCCCCAAAAGAAGUCAAGCUUUACUGGGCUCAGGAAGAAAAGAACAUGAAUCCCCAAGUUUAUAAGCACUUGCCUAGACAUAAGCUUAUUAAUGGGGAGAAAAACCAUUUCGUUCUCGUUAACAGUAGACACUUCAUAAGAUCACUGAUGUUUGAUAACACAAAUAAUGUAUUCUAUAAUCAUAGCAGCAUACUGAUUGACUACGCAUCAACUAACCAUACUUUGCUUGAGGUUUACCCUUUGAAGGAAAACUAUGAUGAAUAAGUUAAAGAUUUGAUCUAUGACAAGAGAAGAGUUGAAGUCUUCAACUAUACUGGUACUUUAUACAUCAAUGCUUAAUCUGAAGGCUAUAUCAAAAGAUAUCUCAGAGGAGAUAAAGGAUAUUCAUUCUCAUUCAGUUCUUAAACCCUUGAUACUGAGUCACUUAAUUUGGAUUACCCAAUUAAGGAUAGAAUGAGAAUAGAGGUUGUUUAAAACGUAGAUAUACAACCCAAAUAUAAAUCACUGUAUAUUGCAUCUGAAAAUUCAUUCAAAUUCAAAAUUCUCCAUGGUUCGGGUCACUUUAGUGUUAGUCUAAACAAUACUGAUCUUGCAGACAGACAUCAUAUUGAAGGUGAUAGAUGGAUCACUAUCUAUCCAAAGAAAGAAGGUCCUAUAGAAAUCAGAGUAGAGGAUAUUGAACUUCCAGAUGCUGAGAUUGCAGUGGCAGAGAUGCUCAUUUCAGAUAUAAUGAGACUUGAAUUAGAUGCUCCAGGUACUCUCAUUGAGCAAGGCUCAUCAAUGGAACUAAAUAUUACAGCAAUUGAUAACUAUGGCAGACCAUUUGAUGAUGAUCAGUAUAAGUUUAUGAAGUUCCAUAUUGAAAUAGAAAUUACUUAAUAAAGAGAGAAAGGUUUGAUUGCUAUCCAAAACUCCUCAAACAAUAGAAUUUUCGAAGCCAAAGGACAAGAACCUGGUCUUUAUCAAGUUACUGCAGUGUCAAACAAAUAUAGAAAUCCAAAUAUCCCACACAGAGAAGAUUAUUACGAUAGAAUGAGAGUGGUAAGUGAUGUACUAAAGAUUGAAGUAUUCCCAUUGCUUUAAAUUCAUCCAAACACACUACUACUUACCCCGCUAAUGAGAUAUACAUUGCAAAUUGUUGGUGGUCCAAGCAGAAGUGCUAGCACUUAAUCUUAUCAUGGAGGCUCAGUUGAAAUUAAAUUUGACAUAGAGAACAAGACAGUAGCCAGUGUUGAUGUAUUUAGAGAAGUAACUGGUCUUGAAGUAGGAGAUACAAGACUUUACUAUGAAGUCAUUCAAUUGAAAUCAGGAUCUUAAGGUACAGAGAAGAGAUCUAUAGUCUCAAAGAAGACAAUUCCAAUCAGAGUAAGAUUAGUAACUGACAUUGAGAUACCUUACAACAACUAGAGAACUGUUUACUCAGGAAGUAUGAUCAAGAUGAUAGGCAUCCUUAAAUACUUCCAGGAGACUUUCACACACGGUAUAGCUCCAAUCUCUUAUAACUGGAACUGCUCUAACCCAAACAUCUUAUCGCUAAAUAUACCCUCUAAGGCAGAUAUCAAAUAAUCUCAGGUGCUUACCACUACCUUAAUCAUGGCUCAGAAAAAGAUUAGAGAUAAUGAGUAGAACUACAAUGAUGCAGUGUUCUUGACCACAUUCAAUUCCUCCACCAUUUAUUCGAUCGGUGGAAAGCAAGGUGAGGCGCUCGUUUCCUUAUAGUUGGCCAUUGAAUAUCCACAAAAGUAUAAGUACGAUAAGAACUGGUUUGGCACUAAGAUUAUUGUCAGAGUAAAUGAGAAACUCACAGUAGAUGUACCUGAAUAUAUCAACAAUCAAGAGAAGCAAACUCAUCUUUACUUACUACCUCCAAAUGCAUUCACUAAGAUCGAAACUAACAAGAGAACCAGACUUAGAUUAGGUUACAGCCAGCAGAGUGUAUAUGAUUAUUCCACAAAUACUUACCAGUAUAAAGACUCAACUACUCCAAUCAUCACUCUGAUUAAUGAUGAAGCAAUCAAGACCUUUGACAAAUAUGGUAAAGUCACAGUUAUCAUUGAAGAGAAUCAAGCCUUCUCAGAUUAAGUGGUCAUGCUUAACGUCUUUAUUACAGACAUUUAUAAUAUGGCUUGCAAGGAUGCUUACCAAGCUUUGAGUUUCCCUCUAGGGUCUACAAUGAACAUUCCAAUCAAGUUCCAGAAUGAGCAUGCUCAUUCAUUUGCCAAAAAUAUCGAGGGAAUCGAAGUUGGCAUCGAGCUUUCUCACCCAAGAGUGGUAUCUGCCCAGCUAGAUCAAUAUAAUCAAACAGUCAUUAUGAGGGCUGAGGGAAGUGGAGAAUGCAAUGUUAUUAUUUAUCUAGUCAAGCAACCACACAUAUAUGACGUAUAUAGAGUAAGAGUCUCAAGUGUUGUUAAGCCAUACUCGCCAGUUCAACUUCAUGUUGGAGGGCAAGUUACCUUUAAAAUUAUGGAUUCAAACUCAGCCGAUUACUCUGCCAAGAAAGAUUCAUCAACUGUCUGGUCAUCAAACAAUCCAUCAGUACUAGAUAUUAAUUAAGCUACAGGUGAGGCAAGAGGCCUAUCUGAAGGUAGAGCCGAAAUUCUACUUAGUAAUCACAUUAGCGCUGCAAGUAUUGCAUAGGUCAGCAGAGUAAAGCAUGCUGAAGUUGACGAUCAAAGUAGAAAGCUCUUAGUUAUUAACACUGAUGAAUAAACCAGAGACCUUAGAAUCAGAUUUAAGUUAUUCCUUCAUGAUCAAAUUGAAGAACUCACACCAACAGUCCAGUUCGAUGGAAUCACUCUUAUCAAGUAAAAUGUUGGAAUUCUUUGCGAGAGUGAGCAUCCUUAACUUGUUGAGGCAAGAGCUGAGAUCAAUGAGCUAGAAGGAUUCUUCUGUGUUUUGAGCUUUAGAGGUUCAAGCUAAAAGUAAAUUCCAAGAAGCACGAAAAUUUACCUGACUGUUUUCGCACCACACCCAUCAAAGCCAGACGACAUCAAGUCUGCUCUUUAUAGGGAAAGAAUAAUGAGCUUUGAGGUACCAUUUGUGAGCAAGAUUAAGAUUGAAAGCUACUACAGAAAUGGAGUUUCUCUAAACAAAGAUCACAGAACUUCUUCAAUUAAGAUCUACUCUAACACUCACUUUAAUGUGCACAUUGAGAAUCAGAGAGACUCAGACAUUGGCUAUGACCUUGUAAGAUACAGAGUAAACAAGACUGAUGAGGAAAGCACUGAAUAUCAGCUACAUAUAACUGUCCCUAGGGAGAUCACACAUGACUUCACUUCAAACAUUAUUCUUACUCACCCUACAACUGGUAUCAGAACUGUAAUUCCAGUCAUCUUCCAAAGCAGAGAGGGAGAUACCUAGCAAUAUAAAUACUCUAGCAGCUCUGAUGAAGACGGUGUCUUAUCAGGAUUAAAGAAUUUAUUCUCAACUGGUGAUCAUCAGGCUUAGAAACCAACUGAGAGAACUGAGAGAACAUAAUAUGACAGAGAGGGUAAUCAACUAAUCUCAUACAUCGGCAUUCCCAUCUUAUGCUUCGUUGUAUUCUUGUUUGUUAUGACUACCAUAUUUGGCUUCGAUGCAGGGGUAACACAUUUAUUUUAAUAUUUUCAUUAGGACAUGAUUAGCGAUAUUUGGAACUGCAGAUGGCCAUCAAAGAAUAGAAGAUAACAAUAGUUCAGAGAGGGCAGAAGGCCUGGUCCUUAUGGUGGCUCAGGUGAUAGAAGUAUCUUCUAAGGUGGACCAAACUAUGGAACUAGCAGCGUCAGAUCAUCAAAUGUCAUUAGACCCUAAUUCCCUAAUAAGCAAAGCUCCUUUAUGUAGAAUUCAUCUAACUACGGUUCUCCCUAGCAAAGAUUUAGAGGGGGCUAGACAGGAGCUGUGAAUCUCGAUCGAAUGAACUACAGCCAAGGCAGCAAUAUGCAAAACAAAAGUAUCUUUGGCAGCAACUACUGA